This is a messenger RNA of Entamoeba invadens IP1, 873 nucleotides long. Its product is annotated as 60S ribosomal protein L5, putative. Gene Ontology annotation, biological process: translation; ribosomal large subunit assembly. Lineage: Eukaryota; Evosea; Mastigamoebida; Endamoebidae. The transcript has a single exon. The record is from RefSeq and is a predicted model, not a curated record. Bases 1 to 873 code for a protein of 290 amino acids. Gene Ontology annotation, molecular function: 5S rRNA binding; structural constituent of ribosome. Gene Ontology annotation, cellular component: ribosome; cytosolic large ribosomal subunit.
AUGGGAUACCUCAAGGUUGUUAAGAACCGUGCAUACUUCAAGAAGUACCAGACCAAAAUGAGAAGAAGAAGAGAGGGAAAGACUGAUUACUAUGCCCGCCGUAAAAUGAUCUUCCAAGACAAGGACAAAUACAGAACCCCAAAGUACAGACUCAUUGUUAGAAUCACUAACAAGAACGUCAUUGCUCAAGUUGCACACUCCGAGAUUGUCGGUGAUAAGAUCAUCUGUGCUGCUUAUUCAUAUGAACUUGCCAAAUACGGAAUCACUCUUGGUUUGACUAACUAUGCUGCCUGUUAUGCUACUGGUCUCUUGAUGGCUAGAAGACUUCUCCAGAAGCUUAACCUCGACAAGACUUUCGUAGGUGUCUCUGAUGCCAAGAAGAUUGGUGAGGACUUCACUCAAGAAGAAGUCAAGGAAAGAAGACCAUUCAAAUGCAUUUUGGAUGUCGGACUUGCUAGAACCACGACUGGUGCUAGAAUCUUCGCUGUUAUGAAGGGUAUGUGUGACGGUGGAGUCUAUGUCCCACACUCACCAUCAAGAUUCGUCGGUGCCGGUGAAAACGACAAGGCCCUCAGAGGAAGAAUCCUCGGCGCUCACGUCGCUUCUUACAUGAAACACUUGUCAGAGGAGAACGCUGAUUUGUACAAGAAGCAAUUCGGAAGAUUCAUUAAGGCUGGUAUCUCCCCGGACAGCCUCGAAAAGAUGUAUCUCGAAGCUCACAAGAAGAUCAGAGAGAAUCCAGCUGCCGCUAAACACGACGCCAAGAAGGAGUACAAGAAGAGACCACAAAACAAGAAGUUGACUCUUGAACAAAGAAAGGCUAACAUCCAAGCCAAGCUCGCCAAGAUCGCUGAACAAGAAAAGAAGGAAUAA